Messenger RNA from Mytilus trossulus (common blue mussel), 9058 nucleotides. Its product is annotated as rap guanine nucleotide exchange factor 6-like. Gene Ontology annotation, cellular component: apical plasma membrane; plasma membrane. Gene Ontology annotation, molecular function: guanyl-nucleotide exchange factor activity; protein binding. The transcript is spliced from 26 exons. Gene Ontology annotation, biological process: positive regulation of GTPase activity; Ras protein signal transduction. Bases 660 to 4640 code for a protein of 1326 amino acids. Lineage: Eukaryota; Metazoa; Mollusca; Bivalvia; Mytilida; Mytilidae. The record is from RefSeq and is a predicted model, not a curated record.
UAACAAAUAUAAUUCCAAUUUAGAGUUUGGAUGGAAUUGCUGUGAAAAGUGAAGAAACUUAUUUCUUUGAUUGUAAUUUCAUAAAUUGAUUUCUUGGUGUGUGAGAAAAUAUUAGAAUAUGACUGAAAAUGAAACAUCUGAAAGAAAUUGUAAUCAAUUUUUGAAGCAUAAGAAUUUGUGGAGUUAUCACCAAAUUAUUUGAUAAAAGUUCAAGAAUCUAAAGAUUCAGAACCAAUAUCCCAGCUUGAGUACAGAUCAUUAUGUUAGAAAACUUUCAAGUAGAAAGUUGAUACAUGGCACAGGAUCUUGGAUUCAAUUAGGAAGUGAGGCCACUUAAAAGUGCCGCAAAGCUUAAAACAGGGCAUUUAGCACAAAGUUCAUGUAGAUGUAUUUUUCAUUGAUGCAAAGGUGCAGUUAAGAUUCAGCAGCAAAUAAAAAAUGAUAUACACAUGUGUCUUGUCAUGAAGAGAUAGUGAAGUGUUGAAGUGAUGUAAUAUCAUUUGUGCCAUCUUCUGUAAAUGUGGUGAAAAAGGAUUAGUUCUUACUAUUCAUGUGAAAUUCUGUUUUCUUCAUUAAAUGGGAAUGGAAAGUGCAAGAAAUGUUGUGUAGUGUAAAUUGAAUCUUUUUUCGUACCAUGGAUUUAUUUCUUUAAAAACUAAAUGGCAAAUAUGAUCCAGGAAGUUGAGUUUAUAAGUUUUGGUAAAAGAACCCCAGGAUGUACAAGAAGAAACAGUGAAUGUCUGCUGCUGGAACCUUCAGAGAUGAUUGUUAUUGACUAUCCUGAUGUUCAGGUUAUGAAAAGUGGCCAUUCACGGCAAUCAUGUAAUGAUCGUGUUAUAGAAUUUGACCAUCAGGAAGGGACCAGGCCUAUACGUAGAAUGAACUCUGAUAGUGUUGUUGAACAGUUAUCUGCCGAUUAUGGAUUACGUGACCAGUAUUUACGAAAUGAACAAUAUAUGAAAAGAUGUUCGCGAGCAAGUGACACAUCUAGUGCUUAUUCAGGUUCUGAUAUGAUGCAGUCAUCCAUAGAUGACCAAGAGAAUGUGGAUAUGGAUAUUAGUGGAUUACCUGAGAGUAUGGUGGAUUCGGAUGAUGAAGAAGGAUAUGCUGAAUCCACAGGGUCACAGAGAGACACAGUACAAGAAUGUUUACAGAAGCACCCACAAGACAGAUCUGAUGAUGAUAUAGAAAUACUACUAGACUUUAUACAACAUUUUAGAGCUUUUGCCAACAUGACCUUACCAACUAGACGAGCACUGUGUGCUGUAAUGAUGCUAGCCGUCAUUGAACAUAAAGGUACCAUAGUAAUGAAGGACAAAGAGGAGCUGGACUCCUGGUCAGUUAUACUUAAUGGUCAAGUAGAAAUCCUUAAAGAAGAUGGGUCUGCUGAAUUUUUGUACAUGGGGGACAGCUUUGGUAUUACAGAACCAACCUUAGAUAAAAUAUUCCAUGAAGGGGUCAUGAGGACCAUUAUUGAUGAUUGCCAAUUUCUUAGCAUUGCUCAACAAGAUUACUAUGAAAUCAUGAACCAGGGCAAAGAAAACACAAAACGACAUGUGGAAGACGGGGAGGUUGUCAUGGUUACAGAACACAGAGUGUUUGACGGAGGUAACCGACGAGGACAGAUUAUAAUUAGGGCGUCACCGGAUCACUUGAUGAACCAUCUUGUACAGGAACACUCAGCUGUUGAUCCUACGUUUGUAGAAGACUUUCUACUUUGUUACAGAAUAUUUCUCAAAAGUCCCAUGGAAUUAGCUUAUAGACUUCAAACAUGGUUCAACCAAACAACAUUACGAAAUAAGGUCACUAGGGUUGUGUUACUGUGGGUCAACAAUCAUUUUAUUGAUUUUGAAACAGAUUCUAUUUUGAGUGAAUUUCUGGAAAGCUUUGAAGCUAUGCUUGAAACUCAGGGAAUGACAGGUCAACUCAGGUUACUGAAUAUUGCCUGUGGUGCUAAAGCUAGGACGAGAAGUGUCACAUUAACUCGUGCUACACGAGAAGAGGUGCUGCAUUUUUCUGUCCUGGGAGGUUUAGAACGAGGAUGUGGUAUAUUCAUUUCUAAAGUAGAAAAGGCAUCUAAAGCUUAUGAGGCAGGCCUCAAAAGGGGUGACCAGAUAAUGGAAGUGAAUGGUCAGAACUUUCAGCAUAUUACGCACAAUCGAGCCUUAGAAUUAUUACGAGGGACCACACAUUUGUCAAUGGCUAUCAAAUCUAAUUUACCAGAUUUUAAGGAAAUGAUAGAAGUGACAGAACAAAAUAAACAAAAUAGACAAUCUACUCAGAGUACUUCAUCAUUCACAAAACGAUUAUCUGCCCCUGAUUUAGAUAAUAUGUCUCCAUUCAUUAAAUCAUCUAUAAAAGAUAAAAGUUUUGACAAAAAGGAUAAAUCUUGGUUUAAAACAGUUGGAAAGAAAGCGUUUAUUAAGAAAAUUGGAGGUUUCUUUCCAAGGAAUGCCAGUACCUCAAAUAUGGAAUUUGAAAACAUGAACAAAUCUGAUGAGAGUUUAUACUCCGCAUCAAUUCAUAAUACAUCCAAAAGCUCAUCGUCAUCAUUGACCGUACAGAUGCCUAAUCAUCUAAGUGCCAGUAAUCCUGAUUUGUCAUUACUUAGUGUAGAGGAUCCAAAACCAGACUAUCCUGACCAUGUGGUCAAAGUCUUUAGGGCCGAUCAGUCUUUCAAAUAUUUACCUAUACAUAAGGAUGUUACAUCAAAAGAAGUGGUGAUGUUAGCUUUACAAGAAUUUGGUGUUACAGAUCCUAGCAGUAACUUUUCUCUAUGUGAAGUGACUGUAGAAAACGAGAGUCUGAUUAAACAGAAGCGUUUACCAGAGACAAUGUGUAAUUUACCUGAUCGUCAGAAUCUCAAUGGCAGGCGCACUGUUCCAUGUGUACUCAGGUAUUACUUAAAGAAUAAUUUGAACCCGGAGACACUGGUACCCGACGAGUUGCGGUCAGAAUUGAUCAAAGAGGCACAGAUAAGUCUACUACAGCUCAACACUACAGAAGUGGCAUCACAGCUGACCUUGGAAGAUUUCAAAGUAUUUAAAGAUAUAGAACCGACAGAGUAUAUCGAUGACCUGUUCAAGCUAAAUGCAAGAUAUGGAACCCCAAGCUUAAACAAGUUUUCAGAGUUGGUGAACCGAGAGAUGUUCUGGGUGAUAUCGGAAGUUUGUGGAGAACUGAAUCUAGUCAGGAGAAUGAAACUCAUCAAACAUUUUAUAAAAAUGGCUCGUCAUUGUAAAGAUUGUAAAAACUUUAAUUCUAUGUUCGCUAUCAUAAGUGGAUUAAGUCAUAACUGUGUGGACAGGCUACGCAAUACCUGGGAAAAAGUGCCAAAUAAAUAUGCCAAAACAUACAACGAUUUGCGAGACUUAAUGGAUCCCUCCAGAAACAUGUCUAAAUACAGGAAUCUCAUGAAUCAUGAAAAUGUUCAACCGCCAAUGCUGCCUUUUUUCCCCAUUGCAAAGAAAGAUUUGACAUUUAUCCAUCUAGGGAACGAUUCCUAUGUAGAUAAUUUAGUCAACUUUGAAAAGUUCCGUUUAAUAGCAAGAGAAACAAGACAUAUAUGCAACAUGGCUUCCGCAAAAUAUGAUGUAAGUACGAUGUUCCUUGGAACACCCAGUCAUGACGAAAGUACCUGGGUCUCUGGUUUAGCCACAAUGAAGAGAAUGAGGGCACGGCGUGGUUCUACGUUACCUAAUGCAAAAAAGAUGUAUGAGGAAAAUGAAAUGAAAAGACGUGUGAAGUCAUAUUUAUGUAAUCUUAAAGUGAUAGACAAUGAGGAAAAACUUAUGGAAAUGUCUCAUCAGUGUGAAGUUCCUGUAAAGAAAGAUCACACAUUACAUUCAUUAAGCAGCAGUGUUUCAACACCAAAUUUAACAGAAGAAAAGAAAGUUAUAGUCCCAAGUGGUCCCAGAUUUGGUGCUGAGUCUCCCGAAGCCAUACGAAAACUCAUGGGUUUGUCUGAUAAAGUCCGACCCCACACAUCUAAGCAUACACAUCAUCAUCCCCCAACCAAUCUCACUAGUCCAAUGUCUAAUCGACGGCAGCAGCAUUCUCCGAGACACACUCGACCAGUUCAUCUUACUCCUGAGAGUUCAUCUGUGAUAUCUAUGAGCCAUAUCAGCUCACGACACAAACCUGUACGGACUGGUUCCCUUGGUUCAACAGAAUCUGCAAGUCCCACAGGUAGUAACCACAGUGCCCCUCCCACAUACGAGAGUGAUUCAGGGCGGAACAGUUACGACUCCCAAAGUGUACAUUCGGCAGGAUCAGGAGGAACUAUAUCUCCUCAUCACAGAUUUAAUCCUCCUCAAACAGCGACAUCUCAAUCUCAACAACAGUCUCCACCUGUAGCACAGCCACAGGUGCGGCCACCCUUGCCGCCAUACCAUGUGGUUAUGCAAAACUCGCCAGCAUAUAGCAACUAUAUACACCAAACGUACACUAAUGUACGGCGACCUCCUUUGCCUGACUACCAUUCUGCAGCUCAAAUGGCUCAGCUUGCCCGCAAGAAGCAAUUGUACAAGAAUGAUCGGGCCCGAUCGCAUGAUGGGGGCAUGGGAUACUACAACGGGUCAGCUAAAUACAGCCGAGCACCAGAGGAUCAAGAUGAAGAAGAACAAGUAUCAGCUGUAUGAACAUUUGUUUUAAUGGUGCAAUUCCUCAUUUAAAUCUGUGAUAGUCCUGCUUGGUUCCUUGUCAUCAAGGGGACGUAACUCUGAGAUGUCAGCUUGAUUGGCCAUAAUCAAGGGGAGGCAACUCUAUAAAGAUGUUAUCCAAGUAUUAUUAUGUGUGAAUCUCAAGGAAAAUAAACAAAUCUCAACUGAGAGUUAAAUGAAUGUGACAAUAAUUAUUAUAUGAUGAAUAGCAGUGGAGAUUAGAGUAUAAUAUAUUUUGAUUAGGUAUCUUAGCAAAUGGGAGAUAGAGUUUUAGAUUCAUUGUGCUGUUUACCAUUGAACAUUAGUGCUACUAUUGACAACACAAACACAGAGUGCCAUGAUCUGUGUCAUGUGACAUUGAGAUUUGUUAUUCUUUCAUUUAUUUGAUAUAAUGAUCCCUCUCAGUGAGAUCAACCAUUCUCACUUUUGUUUGCAAGAUCAUGUUUUUUAUGAGCUUCCAAUUAGUAAUUUUAUGCCAAAGACACAAAAACCUUGUAUUUAUGUUCACAGUGUUGUUUUUCUCAACACACAUGGAGAUCCUUGUGUUUGUUAGUUGUUUGUCUGUGUCUGAUGAAAAGGUGAUAGGAGUGUGUAAGAUAUAGGAGUGUGUGUGUAAGAUAUAGGAGUGUGUGUGUAAGAUAUAUGAAUGUGUGUGUAAGACAUGAGUGUAAAUGUAAGACACAUAGGUAUGUGUGUAAGAUCGUUAUAAGUAUGAAUAAAAACAGUUCUUCUUAUUUGUUAAGAAAGAGUUUUAUAAUGGGAAAACUAUUGAUUUGUAAAAUUACGGGAAAAGGAGCAAUAUUUAUGUUAUCUGUAUCAUACAAGGUUGAUUUAGAAAAAAUAUCAGGACAUUUAGAAGUACAUCAUUUAUUGUACAAUUUAUAUAUUUGGGAUUUCAUGAUUUCAUUCAUCAGCAAAUGUUAGAAGUAAAUUACAAUCUAUAUAUUGGGGGUUAACUGUUGACGUUCUAUGCUGUCUGACAUUUCCAUUCAUUCAAUGGACUAGGAAUUUAACAUUAUGACAAUGAAAUCAAUAAACUUGACUGUUUGCAUCUAAAUGUUGAAUUAACAUUGUUUACAUUUAACAUAUUCUGUAUUUACCAUUAGGUUGGAUAUGGUAGAGUCAAAUUCAAUUAAUCAUUAUAAUCUGAUCUAAAAUUAAACAAAUUUGUGUACCGGUACAUGUACUAUGAAGUCAUAAAAGUAAUUCUAUAAGGCUCUUAUUCUGAAUACAGUAUGUUUUAUACUUCUGUAAUUUUAUUUUCAAUUUUUAGACAACUGUUUAUGCAAAGUAAACAUCAGAAAUUUGAAUGAAUAUAUCACUUUUUCAACAUAAAUUAUAUCUCAGAAAAAGGGUGGGGAGAUAUGAACUUUGUAAAACAUUUGGUACAAAUGAAAUCUUCAUUUAAUGGUAGGACUAAAUUUUUGUCUCUCAGAUUUUAGUUUCAUCAUCAAUUGUUAUUAUAUUAAACAAUACACUAAUCAAGAGAACAAGACAAAGAGAGCUGUAAUCCAGAGCAGAUUUUUUUUAUUUUUUGUUGAAAGAAUGUGUUGUGUGAUUUAAAUGUGUGUUGCAAUCAAGAUGAAAACUAUUUAUAACAGAAUGUGUAGUUGGUAGGCAGCUGAAGUAAUACAUAUGUGUGACCUCAUGUGUAAAUACUGUGUUCUCCCCAGGCAGUGAAUGUGCUGUAAUUUCCACAGUUACAUGUACUGCAUUUAACAAGAGUGUCCUGACCUUGCCUAUUUGCUUUCUGUUUUCUAAUGUCCUUGUUCUCAUUCUUGUGAGGUGUUCAGGGGAACCAGCUAUAAAAAAAAAUUGUCCUCAAAAUGAUGUUUUUGCCAAGACUUAUUGCCAGAAAGUCAAAGAUCCAAAUUUAUUUUAAGUAUCCAAAUUGAUAAAAUUAGAUAAAAGUACUUAAACUUCAGACUCUUAUUUCAGUUUGUGAGUGCAAAGUUUUCAAAUUAACCUCUACAAAAAUGUGUUGAGUCCUAUAACAUUAAAUUUAACAAACCUGUAAACUAUACACACUUCUAUUAUUUCAAUUGUUUGUAUCAAAACAGGAUUCUUUUUUAUAUAUUUAAAAUAUACAACAUUUCAUUAAAGUCAUAAAAUAAUGAUGGGACAGAAAAGUUAAAUCAGUCAGUUUCUCGUUUCUUAUUUAGUUUAGACCAUUGGAAUGGUUUUACACAUGUCAGGGCCUUUCAUAGCUUGCUGUUUGGUAUGAGCCAAGGCUCUGUGUUAAAGACCGUCAGUUUUUGGGCCUUUUAUAGCUUGCUGUUUGGUAUGAGCCAAGGCUCUGUGUUAAAGACCGUCAGUUUUUGAGCCUUUCAUAGCUUGCUGUUUGGUAUGAGCCAAGGCUCUGUGUUAAAGACCGUCAGUUUUUGAGCCUUUCAUAGCUUGCUGUUUGGUAUGAGCCAAGGCUCUGUGUUGAAGACCGUCAGUUUUUGGGCCUUUCAUAGCUUGCUGUUUGGUAUGAGCCAAGGCUCUUUGUUAAAGACCGUCAGUUUUUGAGCCUUUCAUAGCUUGCUGUUUGGUAUGAGCCAAGGCUCUGUGUUAAAGACUGUCAGUUUUUGGGCCUUUCAUAGCUUGCUGUUUGGCAUGAGCCAAGGCUCUGUGUUGAAAACCAUCCUUUGACUAUAAUGAUUUACUUUUACAAUUGUGACUCGGAUGGAGAGUUGUCUUAUUGGCACUCAUACCACAUCUUCUUAUAUCUAUAAUAUUGUGUGCUUAUUACAGCACUGAAAAAACUCUUGGGGAGAACACUGAAUUAUAUAUAAAUAUAUGCUGACAAAAGUUAUGUAUACCAUUAACCCUUCAGAUAUUUAUUAACUUAAUACAAUAUAUUAAGAACUAACCCUUAGUAUACGUGGAUAGUAAGUAUUGAUGGUACAUGUAUUAUAAAUCAAAUACUUUUGACUUUGACCUUGAUAGUGAAACAAUUACAGAGAGAAAGAAAUAUAGUGUUAAAAAGAUUUAGGAAUUUUGCAACUUUCACAAAUCGAUUAAAAUAACAAAUGUAUGUAAAAAUUGCAUUAUUAACAGUAUGGCCAAAAUUUUAUAACAAAACAAUUCUAUUUAAACAAUUCUCUGAGUUUUUGUCUGCUGUUUACAAAUUAUGAUAGAAUUACAGUUACAAUGUUUUUUUUCUCACCAGUUACGAAAAGGAUGAUACUUGCAUAUCUACAGUAUGGUAAUAAGAGGGGGUAGGGGAUAAUGUAUAAUGUAUGGGAUAGGUGCAGUAACAUGACAUGUCUGUGAAACAUGUCAAAAUGCCUCCUUUAAUCAUUGUUUGCAUCUCAUUUUUUGUAACAUUUAAACUUGUUUACAGAUUAAUUUUGCAGUUUAUUUUAUUGGGAAUUAUUUUGAAAGGGGAGGGGGGAAUUUGAUGUUGAUAUAGGUAGUCUGUAAGGAAUGAAUGAUUGUUAAUUUUUAAAGGUUAACCAAUUUAACAGAUUGAAAGGGUCUGAAUCAUUUCAGGUUUUGCAAUGUAUAAGUUUUACAGUUCGUACUUACAUUAAGACUUACAAGUAACAUACACCAUGUAAUAUUUGAAAAUAGAAUACCAAUGGAAUAAAUUCAGCAAAUGAAGGCUUCAUGUCAAACAGUGCGUAAAAAACUUCUAUCAUCAUCAUGUUCAACGAUGUAAUUUGUCAGUUUAUUAUUUAUUUGGGGGUAUUUUUUUUUUUAAUUGUGUUAAAUAUUUUGGAAAGUUUAAAAAAUAUUUAAGCAAGAGUAUUGUUAAACAAGGAUAAAUAUUCAAAAACAAAAAAUGAAACAGGUGGCCUUGAUUUUUUCUCCUUGAUUUCACAAAGAUUUUUAAGGUUAAAACAAUUGCCAUGUUUACAAGCUUAAUGUUGAAGGGAUUACAUAAAAAGUUGGCAUGGUUACAAGCCUGAUGCUGUUAUCUUUUUAGUUACCAUGGUUACACGCAAAAUUUUCAUUACUUGCUAAUUUGACAUGGUUACAAGACUGAUGUCAUUACAAAUUUAGUUGCCAUGGUCACAAGCCUAAUUUUCAGUACUUGUAAAGUUGCCAUGGUUACAAGCCUAACUUUCAUUACUUGUAAAGUUGACAUGGUUUCAAGCCUAAUUUUCAUUACUUGUAAAGUUGCCAUGGUUACAAGCCUAACUUUCAUUACUUGUAAAGCUGACAUGGUUGCAAGCCUAACUUUCAUUACUUGUAAAGUUGCCAUGGUUACAAGCCUAACUUUCAUUACUUGUCAAGUUGCCAUGGUUACAAGCCUAACUUUCAUUACUUGUAAAGCUGACAUGGUUGCAAGCCUAAUUUUCAUUAUAUUGUCUAGUCAUUAAAUGCUCAUUAAUUAUGGCACAUCAUUGUUUAUUUUUGUGUAAAUAUUGUUAAAAAUGAUAAUAUGUCAAUAAAUUAUAAAACACUUA